Molecule: messenger RNA, 804 nt
Organism: Ziziphus jujuba (common jujube)
Lineage: Eukaryota; Viridiplantae; Streptophyta; Magnoliopsida; Rosales; Rhamnaceae
Product: protein translation factor SUI1 homolog 1
Exons: 5
Coding region: 218-559 (113 amino acids)
Biological process (GO): translational initiation
Molecular function (GO): RNA binding; translation initiation factor activity
Source: RefSeq, a predicted model, not a curated record
CAAGUAUUUCUCUCUCUAGCUAUAAGAUAUUUUUCCAUUCACUUUUUCUCUCCUACCAAACACAGAGAGGGAGGGGUAGAGAGAUCGGAGCCUCGGACUUAUCCAAUUGUUAGGGUUCCUUCUUUUAUCGCCUCUUUACGACUUCGAAACCCUAACUAUCGGAUCAGGUCUGAGCCUUCUGGUUGUCAAGUUCUCUUAUUUCAACCAGCUAAGGUUCAUGUCUGAACUCGACCACCAGACUCCCACUGCCUUCGAUCCGUUUGCCGAGGCAAAUGCUGACGACUCAGGUGCUGGAGCAAAGGAAUAUGUGCAUAUUCGUAUUCAGCAGCGGAAUGGCAGGAAAAGCCUGACAACUGUGCAGGGAUUGAAGAAGGAAUACAGCUACAAUAAGAUACUUAAAGACCUUAAGAAGGAAUUUUGCUGUAAUGGUACAGUAGUUCAGGAUCCAGAAUUAGGGCAGGUUAUUCAACUUCAGGGUGAUCAGCGUAAGAACGUAUCCACCUUCCUAACCCAGGCUGGUAUUGUGAAGAAGGAACAUAUCAAAAUUCAUGGUUUCUGAGCCGCAGCUACUCAAAGUCUCUGCAAUAUACAGCACAACCCUCUCUUGUGUUGGUGUUUGUCUGAUUUUCAAUAUAAGAGUGCUGUAAUAUAAACCUUAUGCUAGUUUGUUGCAUGCACUUUAGUUCCUGUGUUCUAGCGUUAUAGCAUCCGUGUGAUGUGGGAUGAUUAUGGAUUGUGUGAUAAUUAAUACCUUUGUCCUUAAUACAGAUGCCUAUCGAGACAAUAUUAAGUACCCAUUUUACA